ACAUAAUUAUUAAAUAAAAUAAAUUAAUUAUAUACUUUUUAUAUAUAUAUUAGAAAUAUAUUCAUCCGAAAUAAAUAUAUUAUAUAUUAAUUUUUAUUAUAAUUUUAAAUAACAUAUUUAUAAUGCUCUAUCAAUUAUUUUAUUAAACAAUUUAUCAAAAACAUACAUCUUUUACAGUAUAAUUUAAAAUAACAUAUUUAUAAUGUUCUAUAGUAUACUGCUACUGUUUUAUCAUUGUUCUGCCAAUUAAGGUUAUGUCGAAGUAUCCAACCACAUCGAACUAUAACAAACUAGUUUAUUCAAAAUUUGAUAUUGCGUAUCAGCGUAUGUAAUUAUCGUGAAUCUUAAUUUGGUUCAAUUAUUAUUUACGUUCUCAACAAAUAUAUGAAUCUAUAGAUUCACAAUCUACGGAAAACACAUUAAGGCUCCGAAUAUUUUAAUCCGCCUCACCCUGCCCCGCAGUUAACAGUUAUAAAAAUGUAUACAUAUAUGAUAUAUGCAGAGAUUUUUGUUACUAUUAAAACCGUAUCCCAGUUAAACCGCUUGUCUCGUACCGUUCAACCCGCAAUUACCAUUCGGAGCCUAGGAUGUGUAUCAAUUAAUGAGGCAGCUUUACAUGCUUGUUAUUUUUGAUGACCAAAAGCUACUCUACAUGCUUGUUUCUUUUCAAGUUUGUAACCUCUGAAGUUCAAAAAAAUAUUUUUUUGCAACCUCUCAAUAAAUCAGAGAUAUCACAAUCGGACUAUCUAGUUAUGCAAUUUUCUCACGAGAAAAUUUUAUAACACUGUUUAAUGUGUAAAUUAUAAUAAAUUCAUCAACAAAAAUAUUUGUGAUAUUUUAUAUUGUAUAAUUAUCGAUAGAUAGAUUGAGGAUCAAAUCAGAGAUUACACUAAAGUUAAUAACUAAAAUCGUUUAGUAUAAGGCGAGACAGACCCUUGAUCCAAUAACAUGCGAACGUGAUGAAUCAAGGGUCGUCUUACGAUCAGUUUAACUACAAAAUAAAUGUUGAUAAAAUAAAUUUAUAACAAGAACAGCUUAAGUACAAAAUAAAUUUUUAUAAAAAGAAAAAAAAUCAGUUAGCUUUGAAGCAGUCGUCUUGCAUGUGUGUUUUUUUUUUGAAUGCUAAAAGCAGAUCAUGAUUUUUCUUAAUGGUCAUACUUAAACUUUUUUAAACUCGAUCAACCACACGUCUAUGAUCUGGAUCCCAAGAGACCCGAGUUCGAAUCCGCACUACAUCAAAUUUUCACGCGCAUGAUCAUCAGGGCUUUCACAUUCUCUCCGGAGAAUGGUUUACCAUUUUUUUUCUUUAAACUUGAUCGGAAGGUUUUGAAAUCUACCUCCAGAGAUCUAACUUCAAAGUUUGACAUCUUGGUCUUGGGUCAAGUCCGUACAAAGAGUAAGAAUGAUCUUACGAUAUAAUUUACUCACAGUAUGAAAUCGACACCGAGAAAUGUGACCAGCACGUCCACAAAAGAGAUGAAUUAUUAUCAUACGUAGUAUAUAACAAACAACCUCAUAAUAUGAAUCGAUAGCGCAAAAUGUGGCUAACUAAUAUUUUUCCGUAUAUAGCAUUUAGAAAAAAAAUAUUUAGAACAUUUUAGACUUCACGCUAACGCAUUAUGUGGUUUUUUCACCAAUGCGAGACCUUUAAAAUCUCAACAACAGAAAAAGUAAACAAGAAUAUUCAAAUCGAAAUACACGUAAUUACGGUCUUACUUGUUGACCAGUGUUGUAAGUUAUAAUCCAUAACCUGGGAUAGUGUUUUACUUGGUAAAUAAUUAGGCAUAAAGUUAUAGCCCUUUUAUUACGCUUCUAGUAGAGUACUCUUCUAAUGCACACAAUGAAAUCAAGUAAUGUUUUAAGUUGUAAGCUAUUAUAUAUAUAUUUAUGCAAAAUUAAUAUUGUUACACAAAAUCCAGAAACUAGUUUAAUGUGAACGAAAAAAGAAAAAUUGUUGCAUAAACAAUAACUGCACAUAUCAAUAGUAGUUCAGCUGUUUUUAGAUAUUGUUUUGUUACUAAGAACAUUUUCUUACUACUGCGGUAUUCCCAUACUUUGAGGUAAAGGUAGAUUUCAACAUCAUAUAACACCUAAUUAAGAAAAAAAUUAAUUUUGUUUGUAUUAACGUAAUAGUAUAUGAUAAUUACUGUAUAUAUAUAUAUAUUAAAACAGAUAUUUGUUUUGUGUCGUGUAAAAGGUGAACAAGUGAGAUGAAUAGACCAACAACUUUGAACUAAAAUAACACGUACGUCGUCCAAUUUAGUAGAAAAAUAUCAAAAAGAAAUUCUAUUUGGAAAGCCAAGGGACUUGACCGAAAUUGGUUGACUCUGCAUUUACACCUUGCGACCCCGAACCGGUUUUGGUGCUCUCUCUCGUUGUCUUUAUCACAUUCAUAAUAUGGUUGCUUUCUUUGACCGUCAUAAAUCAUAGUAAUAUUUAUUUUAUUAUUGUACAGUAGUAGUGUUAUAAAUUGAAUUUAUAAAGAUGGCCGGGCCACUGAUAUCAAUUUAUUAUAAUGUAUUUUAUUAAUAUUGGCUUUGCACUAUCAUAAUCGCAAGUUCGUUAUCAUAUGAUUUAAAGUCGUAUUUAUAUGUGCAGCUAUAUGCUUAGUGUCCCACACCGCGUUUUCUCACCAAACUCGAAUGUUAAAGAUUUGAUUUGACUUGUGUGAAAUUCCCUAACCAAAAGAACGAGAAAUUAGCCCCACGAGCUUACACGAAAACAUGCCAUUUCUUACACGGUUUCGUUUACUAAUUAAAAUGUUAUGACCCAUUGAUUUCAAGAUAUUAUAUAAUAGAAAUAAAGUUGAACUGUUAGUAUUUGUAGACAUUAAAGUACUGAUGUAUAGAACAUCAUUAUAUGUUUCCUGUUACCGUCACAAAUGAAAUAACAUCCAAAGCAUAACCAUUAAUCUGUAUAUUUCUUAGAUUCUGCAUUAGCAUUAUGUAAGAAAAAGUCAUGUCUCAAAGCAUAACCAGUUGAAUUCGACAUAACUGAACCAUAUUAAUUAUAACCAGUCGAAUAAAUUAUAACAUAAUUUAUGAAUCUCUGCGUAAUCGAUAGAUUUUGUAAUCAUCACGUCGGUAGUAGUAUAAAAUAAAAUAAAAUAAAAAGGAUAAUCUUUAAAUAUAAUCUCAGCUCAGUAGCUCAUAGGAGAAUUGUUCAACAUGAUUAUUUUAUAUACAGCAUACAGGUGUAUUCUUCAUAGCAUUGAAAUAUAUUAGCAAAAAAAAACAUUAUUCUCCUUUUCCGUUGUAGAUCUUAUACAACCCUUGUUUGUUUGAAUGUAAAAAGCGCAGAAACCAAGAAUAUUUAAUACAUUUUAUCCAAAAUAGAAAUAGAUGAAAUCUGUUGACCGACCAAACAAAAUAGUUAAUGAUCAGACCAGAAAAUUCUGAAAUGCAUAUAAGUUGUGAGGACGCUAAAACUGUACUCCACUAUUAACCAAGAACGACGUAUUCAAAGAUGCCACCAUUCAUACGUAACGCCGUGCGUAUAUCACAUAUGUAAUUACAAGUUAGCAUGUAAUAUACUAAUAUAUAGAUGUAUACAACUUCUAACAAUGUUAUCAAAUAGUUUGUAACUUUGUAUAAGCAAUAAGCUGUGAGUACGUUUAGUCGUUUAUACAUUCAACCUGACGACGUAUUCAAAGAUGCGCCUCCCACAGACUCCAACUCGUAACGCCAUGCGUAUAUAACAUACGCUUACACAUAUGAGUAUGUAUAAGAUAAUGUAUACAACUUCUAACAGUGUUAUAAAAAUGUAGAAAAUAAGUUGUGAGUACGAUCAUCUAACCAAUAUGAGGACGCAUUCAAAGAUGCCCCACACGUUAGUAUGUAUUUUAUGUUGCAUUGAAAAUCAAAGAAGAGCUCGUGUGGUUUGAUUUAUUACGUUUUAAGUUAUGAGGAAAACGUAAAACCUUUGAAUUAAGACUUCGAAAAAUCUUCAGUGCGUAUCCUAAGGUCCAGUCCCAAAUUUGUUCUGAAGAAAAUCUAAUUAUUACAUCAUUUUAUGUAUCGAUUAACAUUAAUUAAAGUUAUAUAUAUAGACGACAGAUGGGCAAAGAAGAGACAUAACCAGAAACAGAGUUCUUCUUGUCUUUAAUAGGCCUCUCUGUUAACAACAUUCGACGUCGAAACUUCUCAAGAUCGUAACAGUGUAAGUGAUCUUCCUCAAUCUUUGGGUUUCAACAUAAACUAUUUUCACUUAUUGAUCUCCUUGUCUGAAUCUUUACUUCUAAAUUUUGCAGGUAGCUCUAAUGGCUUUAUCUUUUGGAUUCUUACAAAGGGACAACAGUUUCAAGAAAGAUUCACAAGAGUGUAAAACACCAAGAGUUCUGAACAACCCAGUAAACAUGUUUCUUGAAAAGACCCUAUCCUUCAAGGAUUUGGUCGAUCAGGGGACGAAUUACAAAGAUGAGAGCUUUGGGGUCAAAACGAGAAAAGGUAUAAACUUGAAGGGUCCUAAACCAGAUAACAUGGUUCUUGAGAGGAGUCUCUCGUUCACGAGUCUAGUCCAGGUGGAGAACAGAGAAGAAGAAGACGACGACGAAAGAGGCUCGCCUCCUAAACGAAGGAACAAGGGUAAAAUGGGCAUAAUAGGGAAUUUAACGGCGUUAAGUGUACCUGCACCGAAGCCGUUUUGGUCUCCAAGACCGUCGACGGAGCUUGACGCUGCGGCCUUGACGUUACAAAAGGUUUACAAGAGUUAUCGAACGCGUCGAAAUCUCGCUGACUGUGCAGUUGUUGUUGAAGAGUUAUGGUGGAAAGAAUUGGAAUUGGCAGCGUCAGAACCGAACCGAACCAGCCAGAAACCAGAGACGGCUGUGUCGAGGUGGGCAAGAGCUGGAACAAAAGCGGCAAAGUUAGGGAAAGGAUUGCUGAAAGAUGAUAAAGCCCAGAAACUAGCAUUGCGACAUUGGUUAGAAGCCAUUGAUCCACGUCAUAGGUACGGACACAAUUUACACUUAUACUACGAUGUUUGGUCGGAAAGCGAGAGUACUCAGCCAUUCUUCUUCUGGUUAGACAUCGGAGAUGGCAAAGAAGUGAAUCUCACCAAAUGUCCACGAACUCUUCUUCAACGCCAAUGCAUCACUUACCUUGGUCCGAAAGAGAGGCAAGCGUACGAAGUUGUAGUGGAAGGAGGGAGACUAGUCAACCGACAAAACAAGAACUUUAUUGAGACCGUUGAAGGAACCAAAUGGAUUUUCGUGUUGAGCACGGCACGGAAGUUAUACAUUGGUCAGAAACAAAAAGGACGGUUUCAACAUUCAAGUUUUCUCUCCGGCGCUGCCAUCAUUGCCGCUGGUAGAAUUGUCUCACACGACGGAGUUUUAGAAGCCGUGUGGCCGUAUAGUGGUCAUUAUCUUCCGACAGAAGAGAAUUUUCGAGAGUUUAUCGAUUUCUUAAAAGAAAAUCAUGUGGAUCUCACUAACGUCAAGUUGAAUGCGAUUGACGAUGAUAAUCAUAUGGUCUGCAAUGAUGGAAGCACUAAGCCGUCUAUAUCUAACGGUCGAGAUGAAACUAAAGCCAUCACGGAUGAUGCGACGGCUGAUGAUCUGAGGGAACAGAAACGCUUUCCAUGCAAGUGGAGUACCGGGAAUGGGCCUAGGAUCGGGUGUGUGCGGGACUACCCUAUGGACUUGCAGACGCGGGCGCUUGAACAAGUUAACCUUUCUCCUCGUGUGGUUAACAUGACGAUGGGACUAUUUGGUCCAAUACCUUCACCAAGGCCUAGUCCAAAGAUUCGUGUCUCUCCUAGGUUAUUUUGCAUGGGUCUUCUUCCAAGUCCAAAGAAUUAAUUUUCCAGCUUCUUUUUGAUCUGAUAUCAUUCAAUUUUUCUUGUCUUCCUUGAUCUUGGAUGAUUCUUUAAUUAGGGUACAACUUGUCCCUCCCCAUUAAAAGUUUAAGUAGUUUAAUUUUACAGUCUUACAGUUCUAUAACAUGUAACCUUUUAUUUACUCUGUGGCAUCUAUUUUAAUGUCAUAUUUUUCAAAUAAUUGUUUCCAGCAAAUCAAAUAUAUUAAUAUCAAAAGAAGUUUAUAAGAUGCAAAACAUUUCCAAUACAACAGUUACAACAAUUUUUUAAAACAACAAAACAAUUUUAAUGUGGAAAUGGAAAAAGUAGCUAAGUUAUUAUUUUGAAAAUUUUAUAAUCAGAUUAAAUAUACCAUCAUACCCUUUCUUCAUAUAAUUUUAUAAACUAUUGUUUUUCCAUAAAACUCCAAGAUAGAUCCAUCAUAAUAUUAACUAGUAAGAUUGGUUUAAACGUUGUUGGUAAUGAAUCUAAACCGUGUUUCCUUGUCGAAAAUGCCAAAAGAAAUGGAGGUUUGUGAUGCCCGACGAACUCUCCAUAUUUUUUUUUGUUUUCUCCUUGACAGUUUCCAAGAUUGUUCUUUGAAAAGUAGUGGUCUAGUGGUAGUGGACGGGCCUUGGAUGCAAACACAUUCCGGGUUCGAUCCUCCUGCUGCGGAAACUAAAUCACAUUGUUCUGCUCAUCACGGCUGCGGAUACGUCCGUAUGAAAACCCGGGAGAGAGCUUGUCGUGGGUUGCACCUCCUACCCGAGGGUUAGGUCUGUGUCUUUAAUAGAUCCGGGUUUAACCCUUUUUUUUCAAAAAAGUAGAACGGUUAGUUUUCUUUUCAAAUUCUAACAACUCCCUUUGUUUCAUGUCACUUUAUCAUUUUUUUUUGUUACACAAAAAAUAUCAUUUUACUAUUUCAAUGCAAUUUAUAUUUAUUUUCAGCGGAAUAUGAAUUAUAAAAUGUAUUGAUUUUAUAAAUAAAUUUAUUUAUCUAAAAUAUUACUGGUUAAAUAGAUAACAUUAGUGAAAACAUGAAUACAUUUCAAUCGGUUUCUGAAUAUGUGUGAAAAUGUCUAAAUUGCAAUCUUUGUAAAAGGGAGGGAGUACUAAACAGUAACAAUGAGGAUUUUUUUUCAAAUACCAAAGAACACACAAAUCCAACGAUCUAAUACCAAGAAAAAUCAAAUCAUGUGAAACUAAACACCAAUGAUUAUGAAAACCGACCGAGAGGCGUUUGGAGCGGAAUAAAAAUAAAAAUAAAAAA
This is a messenger RNA of Brassica rapa (field mustard), 7066 nucleotides long. RefSeq names its product IQ domain-containing protein IQM5. The record is from RefSeq and is a predicted model, not a curated record. NCBI's taxonomy places the organism in Eukaryota, Viridiplantae, Streptophyta, Magnoliopsida, Brassicales, Brassicaceae.